Messenger RNA from Apis laboriosa (Himalayan honeybee), 6338 nucleotides. RefSeq names its product HEAT repeat-containing protein 1. The coding region runs from base 75 to 6254 and encodes 2059 amino acids. Gene Ontology annotation, molecular function: snoRNA binding. Gene Ontology annotation, cellular component: t-UTP complex; small-subunit processome; 90S preribosome. Gene Ontology annotation, biological process: maturation of SSU-rRNA from tricistronic rRNA transcript (SSU-rRNA, 5.8S rRNA, LSU-rRNA); positive regulation of transcription by RNA polymerase I. The transcript has 8 exons. Lineage: Eukaryota; Metazoa; Arthropoda; Insecta; Hymenoptera; Apidae. The record is from RefSeq and is a predicted model, not a curated record.
AAUAUUGUAUUUAAUAAAGUUUUAUUUUUUCAUAUUUACAACACAUCAAAACAAGUAUUAUUUAUAAUUUUAAGAUGACUACAUCUCUUGCGGAACAAUUAAAGAAAUUAAGAACACCUCAAACUGGAAUAUUGCUUCAGGAUAAAAAACGUGCUAGUUUGUUAUUUGAUCCUAGAGAAGCUGCUAAUUUAGAUAGAGAAACAGUUUUAAGUAUAGGUCAGAAUGGAUUGCAAGAAUUGACAAAGUUAUCAAAUCUAUUUUUAGAAUUUGAAAAUACUCUUUUUGCACAAAGUUCAUUGAAUCUUGAACGUGCUAUACAAGAUAUUAAAGUUAACAAAAAGUUAGAUGGAGAAAUUGAAAGAUUUCUUAUAUUUUUAUCUCCUUAUUUCUUGCUCAAUGUUGCUCACAAAGCUCUUGAGUGGCUUAUAUAUAGAUUUCGCAUACACGAAUUUAAUAGAGAUCAAUUUUUGCUUCUAAUAUUACCCUAUCAUGAAACUCGGAUGUUUAUAAGAGCAUUACAAUUAUUAGAUCUAUCUGAUGAGGGAGAUAAUUGGCAUUGGUUACAACCUCUUCAAAAGCCUGGUGUUCCUUUAGCUUCAAUAACAUUGAUUAACCGUAUUAGUUCUGAUAAUGCUUUGUUAAAAUUAAUUUGCAAUCAUGUUGUUUUUGCUACUAAAAUACAUUCUGAGUCUGCCACUUCUUUAAGUACUUUGUAUGCAUUUUAUACAACUUCACUAUUAGGAACUAUAGAACAGGUAUCUAUUAUUUCCGAAGUACAAGUAGGUUAUAUGAUAUCAACUAUUUUGAAAGGUUUAGAAAGUUCCAUUGCCGAUUUUGCAGCCAGCACUUACAUGAUUCUAGCAAAGUUAAUGUCGAAAAUGAAACUGAAGGACGAAACUACGGAAAAAUUGCUUUUAAAAAUAUUCAAGAAAACUUACCUGAAAGAAGAAGCGCUACUUUUACUAUUUUUUUUAUAUAAUAUACCAGUUCAUCAGCUCACUACAGUACCAAAAAGUCUUGCAACUCGAUUAUCUGAAUUAUCUUGGUUCAUCGAACUCACAAUUAAAUUUCAAUCAUCUAACAUAAACAUAUUAAAAUUCAUUGUACCAUUAUUGCAAACGAAUUGCCGUAUGAUUUUGGAAGAUCCAUUAGGAACAAUUCGAGUACAGAAAAUGGUGAACGAAAUAUUAACACGAAUCAAAUUGGACGAUAUAGGAGUGGAUACUAUCCUAUGGAAUGUAUUACAAAAGGAAUUCCUUUCGAGUGACGUGUCAAAUGAAGCGAAAGAUUUUCUUGUGAAGUUGUACCACAAUCUCGAAAGAACUUAUCCUGAAAGAUUUGAUGAUUAUUUGAAAGGAUUGAUGAAACGUAGCGAUACGGAUAAAAAUUCAAAAUUAGCAUUGGAAUUUAUCACAUCUUGGCAUUUUGGAGCUAGAGACACGCAAGAAGUUGUAGGAAUUCUUGAUAGAUUGAUCCAUAUUAGUCCGGAACAAAGAAUUAUUGCGUUGCAAACGUUGGCAGAAACCGAUGUAGAUAUUCCUGAAAGUUUUCGAGAGAUGAUGACGAAUACAAUUCAAUCUAGAUUUAGCGACACCGAAGUAGAUGUAAUUAGAGCUUUACUAUCUAUUUCUACGAAACGUUUAACAGCUUUAUUAUCUGCAGAUAUUCUGAUCGAGGAAUUAAAAAUAUUAUUAUCGACUUGUCAUAGUACCAGUAGAAAAGUACUAGCAAAACCAGCGUUAAAAAUCUUGUUGGAACUCUGUGAAGUUGGUGACGAUACUAGUGUUUUCAUAACAUCUUUGCCAUAUUUAUUUCCAAACGAUGAUGCAGACGUAGAUAUCACAAUGGAAGUAUUGAAGUCAAAUUUCGCCAAGAAUAACGUAUACAUGCAACAUGUGCAAAAAGAUUUAGGAAGAUCACCAAAUGCAGAGGCGGUUUCAUCAGCAUCUUUUCACAAUAUCUUAAACUGGGAACUAUUACCUCCAACUGAUAGUAUAUUAACCGCAAUGAAACAACAAAUCGCACAUGGUGAUGCAGCUUCCAUGUUUUUUAAUCUGAUUCUAUUGGGCUCUGUGUGUAGAGUACCUGUAGGAUCUAUACAACCGGAAGUAGCGCGAGAGGUGAUCGAAAUGGCCACAGAGAUGAUAAAAAAAUAUCCGCAAGUAAAGAUGUUGCAGAACUGUAAUAAUAUUACCGGAAAUAAUAUACAAACCGCCAUUGAAUUGACUUCUCAAGGAGUUUUACCAUUGCAAGUAGGCACUUAUGUUCUAGAGAUGGUUCACAGACGUCUCGAUUUGAAAUCCAAUCCGAUAAUCGAUUUCGAGAAUAAUCAACAUCGUAGUAAUUUAAUUUUGAGACUUCUCGAGAUGUUUUUUGAAGGAAUAGAGAAUAAAUAUUGGUGCAAGCAUUAUUCUCGUUGCUUACAAAUAUUCUUUCAAAGACAUUUCGCCACUGUGAAAGAUCUCGUGCGUUUUCUCUCCCAAUUGUAUAUAAAACCUGUAAAAGUUCAAACUUCUUUUCACUGUUUGAAAAUAACACAGGUACUUUUGAAACAAAAUAAAUCUAUUCAAUGGGCGUUUCAAGAUAAAGUUUUUGUUACGAAUUUGUUGCUUUCAUUAGCUAGAGACAACAACGAGUGUCGGAUAGCAUCGUUGAAGAUUCUCGAGAUAAUUAUACAUUUUGCUGUCAUAACGAUGGAUCCUUUCUUAUCCUUGUUGCAAGAACUCAAUAAUAGAAAUCCAGAAAUAUCUCUUGAUCCUGAUCAACUAUCUUUAUCUCUUUACGUUUUACUAUCACCUGAUCCAGACGUGUGCAGUCAAUUGAAAUCAGAUCUUCGGAAAAAUCUUCAACAAGCCCAACAAAUGUUAUUCGAGAUCGUUAUGGACAAAGAAAGUCCAUUGCACAUCAAGUCGCAACUUUUGGAUAUUUUAGCUUACGUCAAUGGAUCUACGAUACUUCAACAAUUAGCUCCUGUUGGAUUACAACUUCUCCAAAUUCUUCACACAAAUUCUAAGAACAAAUCCGCAGGAAAUAUGUUGAAAAAUAUACUUCAAAGGUUCAAUAGCGCAACCGUAAAGGCUCUUACUGUUGAACAAGUAUGGCAAUUGUUUGAGACCAAUAUAGAGGAGCAUGAGAUCGAAAUUGUCACAGAAUCUGAUGUUCAUCAUUCACCAAGUAUUAUUCUUUUGAAACAGAUAGAAAGCACCUUCUUUGAGAGUGCAGGAAAAGUUUCCAUCCAUCUUCAAAAAAAGAUUCUAGCUAAAUUAGUGGACGUGGCCACGGUAUGCGAAAUGACAAAUGUGAUUUCUACGACUAACAGAGCACUCAGAAAGAUACAAGUAAAUGCACAGCUUAUAGUCGACGAAUUGAAGAUCAUGUGGAAUUUGAAGAACGUCGAACCUAACAACACGAGUAUUAAGAAUAAAAGACGACUCAGUCACAUUCAUUCGCCUCCUGAUCCAACGAUCAUUAACAGAAAGGAAUGGAAACGUGGCGUGACUCUCUUAGAAUUUGCUCAACAAGCGGACAAUAUCGAGCAAGAGGAAUUGCUUUAUCCAAUUCUUUUCGAUUUGCUUAAAAAAUGUCUGAGUUUUGAAGAACAAAGUCCCAUAGAAUACACGAAUCAAUUAUUAUUGUCCAUUAUUCACCGAUUGACAAUUAAAAAACUGCCUAUUCGUGACGCUCAUCUCCAGAUAGAUCUGAUCACUCAGUGUAUCAGAACCUCGAGGAAUCCUCAGACUCAUCAUCACGCCCUAUUAGUUUUGGUAGCAUUAUUAAAGGUGGUCGAUGUACGCUGUGCAUUAUAUACUAUUAUGCCUAUCUUCACGUUCAUGGGCAGUUCUGUGGUGCGUCAAGAUGACGCUUAUUCGAUCCAAAUAAUAUCCAAGACUAUCGAAACCGUAGUUCCUAUAAUAAAUGCGGCUGAAAAUGAAAAUCACGCUUGUGAGCUUUUAAGAACUUUCAUUGUUUCAUUACCAGAUAUACCAGAGCAUAGACGAAUGCCUCUAUUCGUUAAAUUAUUGCAGCUUUUGGAUAAUUAUUUUUAUUUGUAUUACUUGCUAAGUUUCGAAAGUCAUGUUAUGUCCAGAACCGUGCGCGUCCAAAAUACAUCAGGACAAAGAUUAGAAUUUGCUCUUCAAGUAUCUCAAGAGUUUUUACCUAUUAAGAUUAUUCAAGUUUGCGUGAAAUUGAUUCAAUUCAUGAAAGAAUUGCCUGUGGAUAUGGAAGACGAAGAAGGUAAAAAAGUUGCAUUGUCUUUUAAAUAUAAACAUAUAUUUGAUGUUGUUAAUAGUACUCCUAAGCAAUUAAGACAUUAUAAGUAUACCUUGGUACAAUUUCUGAGCAAUUUGUUGUCAUCACCUGAUUUCAUUAAUAAGGUUGCUGAAUUGGAUUCUGAUCAAGUAGAUGAAAUAAGACCGUAUUAUGAUCAAUUGAUCGUUGAAUUGAUUAUAUUGAUUCAGAGCACUUCAAAGAACGCUGAUAAAUAUCAAGGAAAAUCAUUCGGGAAGUAUUGGAAAGUUCUUUUACAUCACUUGUAUGAUGUGUUAGAUUUGGUGAACAAUUUAUUGCCAAAUGGAAUAUUCUUAAUCAGCAUUAAACAGUUAAUAGAACAUGAUUUGUUAACGGUAAAGAGGAAAGCCUUGGAUCUUCUCAAUACUCGUCUUCAACAACGAAAAUUCAGCGAGGGCGAUUAUGAAGAUUUGUUAACGUUGAUUGAUUCUUUAUUACAAAUAAUUCCAGCGAAAGAAAAAUCUGAAACACAAGAACAAGAGAUUGUUCAGCAAACUGUUUUGAUUACUAUAAAAUUGUUGGCAAAAUUAUUGGCUAGUGAACAUCCUAUACUUUUCAAACCGAUUCUUGAAAUGACCACUGAACUUUUAAAUACGAGAGAAGGACCCGUGUUAGGCAGUGCUGCACUUUGUGUCGCAGAAUUAUGUAGCUCUAUGCGUAUUCAUGCUAUACAUUCGUUAAAUAAAUUCGUACCAGCGAUUUUGCGAUUGUUAGAAGAUCAUUGUCACCAAGGUGUACCAGAUAUAAUAGUUAUCAGUAUAGUCAGCGCUUUGCAAAAGAUCGUUGAAUCUGUUGGAAACUUCUUAUCCUUAUAUCUGGAUCAGUUAUUGUUUCAACUAGCAAAAUUGAAUUCUGUAUAUACUGAUAGCGAACAUCAAAAGAUUAACAUUGUGCAAUCCAGAUUGAAUGCAACCACCCAAAAACUUUCUUCUUGUAUACCUUUGCGAAUAUUAUUGCCAGCUGUUAACAGGACAUAUACAACGUUACUUGCAAAAAGAACAUAUAAAUGUAUCCCAGCAUUAAUGAAUGUGUUGGCCGAAUCUUUCAAUAGUGUUCAACCAACCGAUAUAAAUGCAGCUAUACCGGAUUUGGGAACUUUCUUCCUGAAAAUUUUGCAAUUUCGUGAAGAUUUUUUUAAUUCAGAAGAUGUCAUGGAAAUAGAUGGAUCGGAAUUGAUUAUGGAAGACGUGAUAAUCGUAGAAGAAAGCGCCAGCAAAGCAUUAGUUGCUUUGGUAUUAAAAUUAAGCGAGACUACUUUUAGACCACUUUAUUAUAAAUUAUACGAUUGGGCUGCCAGAAAUCCACAAUAUAAAUUACGAAACAUUACGUUUUAUAGACUUUCAGCUAACAUAGCAGAAUGUCUAAAAUCUCUUUUUGUUCUCUUUGCUGGUCAUUUUCUCAAGCAUGCGGCAAUACUAUUAAGUAGUAAUAAUCCAAUGAUUAACGAGGAACCGCAAGAGAAUACUUUGCCCGAAGAAUCGAGUAAAAUCGAAUUAGUCGAAGCCAUUUUAUUGACUCUUUAUCGAGUCUUCAGUUACGAUGCGCAUAAUUUCGUGAAUCAAGAAAGAUUUGAUGUACUGGCUCAACCAAUUGUGGAUCAAUUGGAAAAUACUAUGGGCUCUACAGAGGAUUAUCAGAAGAGAGCGAAGGAAUUAAUUGUACCCUGUAUCGCAGCAUUUGCCAGUGCCAUUCCCGAUGAUUCUUUACAUAAACAAUUAGUAUAUCAAACAUUAUUAAAGACCAGACAUUCGAAACCGUAUGUUAGAAACGCUGCAACGAAUGCAGUGGUUGAAAUUGUAAGAAAGCUUGGCGAAGAUUUUAUGCCACUUCUACCAGAAACCAUACCUUUCUUAGCAGAAUUAUUAGAAGACGAAGACGAAGGUACAGAGAAGUGUGCGCAAAAUGCAGUACGCACUCUUGAAGAGAUCUUAGAAAUCAAUUCGAUCCAAUGGGAGAAAAUUUAAUAGAAUCGAAUAGAAUGAUAAAUAAAACACUUUGAAAAAAAUAUAUUGGAGGAGGGUUUACUAACCUACGACGUAGUCUGAUUG